AUGUUCACCAAGAAGAAGAAGUCGCGCAUCCAGAUCUCGGCGCCGUCCAACUUCGAGCACCGCGUGCACACCGACUUUGACGAGCAGGAGCAGAAGUUUGUGGGCCUGCCUCGCCAAUGGCAGUCACUCAUCGAGGACACGGCCAAAAGGCCCAAGCCCUUUAUCGACGCGACAGUCAUCACCACGGUGGACCCGCACAAGAGCAUCGUGCGCGGCAACAAGCUGGGGGUAGACGGCUCGCUGACCUGGCUUCUGGACGAGUUUGACACCAUGUCGGUGACUCGUUCCAAUUCGCUGCGACGGGGAAGCCCUCCCGUGCAGCCUCGCCAAGAGAAUGGGGACCCCCACCAGCGACAUCUCUCGCAGUCCGACAGGUAAGUGAAAAAAGAAUUAAAAAAAAAAAAAGAUUUGGAGGUGAUCUCUGUUUUCAAUCAUAGAGAGCGCUCCAGGCCAGACCACCAGAGCAGUCAGCUCCCCUUCCGUGGCUCCCAGCGAGACGACGGGGUCCACACGCGGCCUCAGCAGCAGCCUCGAGGCCAAGAGCCCGUAAGGGUCAACAGGGACAGACCAGGUUCUGGUCCCCCGCCGCCACCUCCCCACAGAGACCGAGAUCAUCGACACCAGAACCAGGUAAGACUCCGGAUGGAUCAGGUGGUCCGCCGCGAUCCGCACCCCGAUCACAGGCCCAAGUCAGGAUAUCAGGCUCGGGAUGGCAGCCCCCAGUCUCCUAGGGAAAAGCGGCCCCUUUCCGGGCCCAAUAUCCGCACCCCGAACCUACCGGUGACCGACGGAGUGAUGAAGACGGCGCAACAGACGGCAAGGCCGUUUAACACGUACCCCCGGGCGGAGAGCGACGGGGGACGCAGCCCCACUGGCCCGCCGACGCACCCGCACGAGUCCUCCCCUCAAAACGGCCCCUCCGUCCCCCGCCGAGGUUCUUCUGGGUCCAAGCCCCCCGCGGGCCACCCUCACCACACAUCAUCGCAUCCCAGCUUGACGCCCGAGGCCGGGCGGUACCCACACACCCCUCACCCCGACGUGCCGGCCCCGCGGCCACCGGAAGCCCGCUCCCCGCAGAGGGAGCCGCAGCGUGUUUCCCACGAGCAGUUCAGAACGGCUCUACAGAUGGUGGUGGAUCCCGGCGACCCACGCACUUACUUGGACCACUACAUUAAGAUCGGCGAGGGGUCCACGGGGAUCGUGUGCAUCGCCACCGUCAAGACUACGGGUAAAUUGGUCGCCGUGAAGAAAAUGGACCUGAGGAAGCAACAGCGCAGAGAACUUCUCUUCAACGAGGUUGUGAUCAUGCGCGACUACCACCACGAGAACGUUGUGGAAAUGUACAACAGCUACCUGGUGGGUGAUGAGCUCUGGGUAGUCAUGGAGUUCCUGGAGGGGGGCGCACUUACCGACAUUGUGACGCAUACUAGGAUGAAUGAGGAACAGAUCGCCACAGUGUGUCUCUCCGUCCUAAAGGCCUUGUCAGUGCUGCACACGCAGGGCGUCAUCCACCGCGACAUCAAAAGCGACUCCAUCUUGCUCACGCAUGACGGCCGGGUGAAGCUGUCUGACUUCGGUUUCUGUGCUCAAGUGUCAAAGGAAGUGCAGCGUAGGAAGUCUUUGGUGGGUACGCCGUACUGGAUGGCGCCUGAGCUCAUUUCGCGUCUUCCUUAUGGACCCGAGGUGGACAUCUGGUCGUUAGGCAUCAUGGUGAUCGAGAUGGUGGACGGGGAGCCGCCGUACUUCAACGAGCCGCCACUCAAGGCCAUGAAAAUGAUCCGAGAUAACCUGCCACCUAAACUCAAGAACCUGCACAAGGUGUCUCCGGUGUUGAAGGGCUUCCUGGACCGCAUGUUGGUGCGCGAGCCGUCCCAGCGCGCCUCGGCCGGGGAGCUGCUGAAGCACAGCUUCCUGAGCAAGGCCGGACCACCGUCCUGCAUCGUGCCCCUCAUGAGGCACAACCGCAUGAGAUGA
Molecule: messenger RNA, 1974 nt
Organism: Nerophis lumbriciformis (worm pipefish)
Lineage: Eukaryota; Metazoa; Chordata; Actinopteri; Syngnathiformes; Syngnathidae
Source: RefSeq, a predicted model, not a curated record